AAAAAAAAAAUACAUAAAUUGUGAUCUUCACAAUUCAUCGUACUCGUAAGCUUACAUGUAAUCAGACAUGUAAUCAAUCUACGAUAACUUGUGACAAUUAGAUAAAGGUGCAAUGAGUGGAAGAUAAAGUUAACCUAUUAAUGGGAAAUAGUGUGACACCUUAAUAAGGUCGUUGUCAAUUAAUCAUGGGGAUUGCUUAGAGUUAACAAAGUAGUUAAGAAUAGUAAGCACAAUGAUAAAUUUGUUUGUAAUAAUGCGCAAUAAGUAUUAUUUUAUGGGAUGAGUUCUUCUCCUAUUUCGGUAUCUCUCUGCGUUAUUCGCGUCGAGAUUGUUGAUGAGGAUUCUGAAGAAUCUAAUGGCGCAAUGGCUACCAAGAUGAGAGGUCGCAGAGAACCAACCAAAAUAAACAUGGAAAAUUGCACAAACCUUACAGAGAAACAAGACUCUGUACUUCCUUCUCAAGGGACUAGCAAAUCUAGCUCUACUUCUAGAGCUAAUUCCGAAGAAAAUACUUAUGAUGAUUCAGAGAUAGCUGGUGCAAGUGCUUGUGCCUGUGACCAAAUCAAUUUCAUCUCCGGAAAUCCAUUUGUUGAAGUGACCAAAGGAAUUAUACAUUUAUAUAAGGAAAACAAAUUAACAGAUAUACAUCACGCAGCAGAACGUACCCAAACUAUCUGCAUUCUCUCAGUUCCAGCUACAAUGACCUGUCAUGAUCUUCUAAGAUUUACAGCACCUUGCCAUCAAGAUGUUCGACAUUUUAGAAUACUUAGAGAUGGUAGUCCUAAUCAAUAUAUGGCAUUAAUUACCUUUAAAUCUGCCAAUGCAGCAACAGAAUUUUAUGGUUCUUUUAAUGGCACUCCGUACAAUUCUUUUGAACCGGAUGUUAUUUGUCACAUGGUAUUUGUAUACAGUGUAGAAGUGACAUAUAAUGCUAUGCCAUUGUCUGGACACACAGAAUUGCCACUUUGUCCAGUUUGUUUAGAGAGAAUGGAUGAAAGUGUUGAUGGAAUUUUAACAAUUUUAUGUAAUCACACAUUUCAUGCAAGUUGUUUAGCUAAAUGGGGAGAUACCUCUUGUCCAGUUUGUAGAUAUGCUCAAACACCAGAAUCAUUUGCAGAUAGUUAUUGCAUGGAAUGCAAUACUGGAGAAAGCAAUGAUGCUUUGUGGAUCUGUUUAAUAUGUGGACAUAUUGGUUGUUCGCGGUAUCACCAGGGACAUGCAUUUCAACAUUAUCGCGAGACACAUCAUUGUUAUGCUAUGCAAUUAGGAAAUAACAGAGUCUGGGAUUAUGUUGGAGAUAAUUUUGUUCAUCGAUUAUUGCAAAAUAAAGAUGGAAAAAUGGUUGAAGGUGGUCCUACGGCAACAAAAGCCGAAGGAGCUGCAAUGGAAGAAAAAGUAGAUUCCGUACAGUUGGAAUUUACAUAUCUUCUAACAUCACAAUUAGAAACUCAAAGACAGUACUUUGAGGAUAGAUUAGCACGAUUAGAACAGCAUUCUGUAUUACAGACUACAGAACUUAGAGAAAAAUUGGGUCAGGUAUCAGAAGAAAAUGCUAAAGUUAAGGAACAAUUAGCAAUAUUAAGUCGGGAGAAGCAAAAUGUGGAUAAACGACUGCAACAAGUUAGUAAUAAAUUGAUACAAGUACAAGCAGAACUAACCGAAGAAAAAGAAUUAAGAAAGGCAUUAGAAUUAAAUCAAGCCUCUUGGCAAGAUAAAUAUAAAAUGCUGCAAAAUGAAAUGACUGAGUACCAAAAAACAAAGCAAACAGAAGUAACAAAUUUGAAGGAACAAGUACAAGAUUUAAUGUUUUAUCUUGAUGCUCAAAAUAAAGUCGAAAACUCUGAGUUACGAGAAGAAAUUGCAUCAGGUCGUAUAGUGAUUCCAGAGACUUCUAAUUCUGCUAAGAAGAACACUCGACCUUCUAAAUCUCGUAAAAAACGUUGAUGUUGUUUGUUGAUAUUUUCUACAAAUUGAGUUUGAAUCAUAUUUAGAAAUUAAAAAUUGACUUUUUACUUUUUUGAUUGUAUAAAACUAAAUAACUCAAUUUUUUUUAAUGAUUUUAAAUAGCAAGAAUCUGAAAGUAUAGCGAUAUUAAUUAAAUAGAAAUUAUUCUUUCAAAUUAAUAUAUUAAGUCAAUGUAUAAAAUUUUAAACAUAAAUCGAUGCUAUAUAUGUAUGAAGUUUGUUGUAUGGACAGUUCAAAAUUUGGUUUACUCUGAAAAUAAAAGAUAUUAUUUCAUAUUUAUUAUCUUUUGCCAACGUAUUGUUUCAUAUUAAGCAUGGAAUUAUUAAAUUUAUUUUUGAACUUGUAAUUAUAUUUAUAUUAAUAAGUUAUACUGUUUUAAAUAAAAGUAGCAAAUAUUUUAAUUUUAAAAUUUCCUAUUUUCUACAAAAAACACUCUAAAUGAAUGUGAUUUUAUAAAUGUAAAAUAUAUUGAAUCUCAGAAUAAACACAUCUGCUAAAAAACAAUUUUGUUUACAUAAAUUUUAAACUCUGAAAUUAGUAAAAUUGUGCGAGUACUUGAAAUUAUAUUUGAAGAUACACACACAUAGUAUUAAAAUUAUUACAUUUUCUUUUUAAUUUAUCAAUAAAUAUUCUAACAAAUAAUAAUUCAUGAAGUAUUAAUCAAAUAAUUGCAUGACACAUACAUGUAUGUAUGUACAUUUAAAUAAACGUCACUUAUGUUUUAAUAAAUAUCUUAAAAUUAGUCUUUCAUCUAGCUAAUGUUUCAAAUGAAAAAUAGAGUCUACAUUUUUUUUAAAUCCAUAACAUGUUUGUCCUGAAUAUUUUUGCCAAAUUUUUAUACAUUUGUUCGUACUUUAUCGUGUUUUUACAUUACAUUUUCCAUUUAACAAAUGAGAAACAAACAUGGUAUUGGUACUUGUAAUAAAAAUACAAAGGAAAACUUAUUUAAAAAAGUACCUCAAUACAUAAUUUUUAUUAAGGUAUACACAUGUUGCUGAUUUAUAUUUUCUUUUUAUGAUAGUAAUUAGCCUAUUUUUAUUUUCAUAAGAGUACGAGUCGCUUUUAGACAAUUAUUAA
Messenger RNA from Heterotrigona itama, 3042 nucleotides. The record is from the annotation of a GenBank genome assembly. Lineage: Eukaryota; Metazoa; Arthropoda; Insecta; Hymenoptera; Apidae.